Molecule: messenger RNA, 555 nt
Organism: Lasiosphaeria miniovina
Lineage: Eukaryota; Fungi; Ascomycota; Sordariomycetes; Sordariales; Lasiosphaeriaceae
Exons: 4
Coding region: 1-555 (184 amino acids)
Source: RefSeq, a predicted model, not a curated record
AUGUACGCCUAUGAGCAUGUCAUGACGUUCGACGAGCCGGCGGGAGGCUACGACCCGUCGGCUAUGGCCGGGGGCUCGUCGAUGGGCCAGCAGCAGGUCGCCAUCAAGAAGAAGAAGAGCAUCAAGUCGGACUCGUCAGUCGACCUGCGGGGGCCCAUGGAGGUCGACGGCUCGGUCAAGUCCAUGGGCGCCGUCACUCUGUUCGGCGACUUUGUCGUGCGGGACAGGAUCGAGGCCUACGGAAAUAUUGAUCUCAACGGGAACAUGACGUGCAGCGGCAAGCUCAAGUCGUUUGGAAACGUCAAGAUCAAGGGGAGUGCACUUUGCGCAGACAAGGUCAAGAUCUUUGGCAAGCUGAAGGUGGAAGGGACCCUGGAGGUACAGGGCGAGAUCGAAGUCUGGGGAGCGCUCACAAUCAACGGGUAUCUAAAAUGCAAGUCCCUGACGGCCUACGCAUCCCUGACAACGGUGGGCGACCACUCGUGGUACGAGAUCGAGGAAACGGAAAUCAUCCACGGAGCUAAGUUGGUGCAGAGAACCAACUACGAGGGCUAG